Molecule: messenger RNA, 3796 nt
Organism: Odontomachus brunneus
Lineage: Eukaryota; Metazoa; Arthropoda; Insecta; Hymenoptera; Formicidae
Product: collagen alpha-1(XV) chain-like
Exons: 5
Coding region: 1551-2297 (248 amino acids)
Source: RefSeq, a predicted model, not a curated record
GGCGGCAGUCUCGGGGACGACGCCGUCACCGCCACGUGGGGAGCGAAUUUGAAUCGGCCGCCACCGGCCCGCUGUACCAUCGUGUCGGAGCGAUCGUUCGCACCGGUGCCCUCGCGCUCCUCUCGCGCCGACGAACCCGGCUUCGCGCGCGACCUCCGCUCCUUCCACGCGCGCGAGCAACUUGAUCCCGACGAGUUCCAGGCAGAAGCGGCAGAAGAAGAAGAUACGAGCGGAAAUGACGAAGGUAACGUAAAGGACAUUAACAAUUCGACCGUUUGCGAUCCCGAGGAGACGGAGGAGCCUCCCGCGGCCUUCGCCGGGGAGAAACGCGCAGGAAAGAGAGGCCAGCGCGCCACGGAACGUCUUCAAAGAGAGAAAAAGACCACCAGGUAACGUAGCGUUACACUCGUAUACUCGCGGAAACGGAGGAGAAACGGACAUCCGACGACACAUUAGCGUCCUUCGCGAAUAACAUCGGUGCGUUGUCGUGAUUAACGCGCGGCUAUUAACGCGACGAAGGAAGGAAAGACUCCGGAGUGAGAUUGUCACGGUGUCUGGGUGAGACCCAGUGAGCACAGGAACCACCGACCAGUCGGCAGUAGCAGACAUCACCGUCAAUCGCCGGUAUUAUCGUGCAUCACCGUCACGUGACGCCGGCCGUCAUCGCCUACCGGAGCAGCAGUUUCCCCACGCCACGUGACGACAGGCGCCAACGAGAGAUUGAACGAGUGAACUGCUUAUGGUAACCGCGCGGUCAGUCACGGGUGUAUCACAGCGGGUGGGAAAAAGAGAAGGAGAUAUAUCGCGCGCGAGUCGAGAGAACGCGGCCUUCCGCCGCUUCUGACACAAGUGUCGGCCGAUACGCGCUCCGAGCAACGACUAGCACCGCAACGAGCACCACGAGGCGCCGUGGUGGAGGUGGCGGCGGCGACAACGACGGAGGCAGGAGGCGGCAGAGGAGAGCAGCAAAGCCGGCCGCAGGGGAGGGAGAAAAAUCAAGAAGGAAGUAGCAAGUGUCACGAAGGGACCCUUGUCAGUGAGUGGUGGACCGUGCUGCAGAUUGGGCAUCGCGGCGUGUGCGACGAGGAUCUUCGCGGAGGCGAGAGCGUGUAGGGAAAGAGAGCGCCGGGGGCGGCGGCGGCGGCGGCAAGCAGGCGCGACUGACCGCGCCGGCGGGACUCGCGCGCUCGAUACGAGCACGCGCGCGUGAAUUCGGCUCGAUCGCUGUUUCCGAUCGCACCUUGCCUCUUGCAAGAGCAAGACAAGAGCUGACCUUGCAGCCCGACCUUGGAAAUUGGCGCCACUGUCGAGCGGAACGUGGGCGUCGCGUCGGGAGCCUUGAUCGCGAGAGCGCGGCUCGUGCGCGCCGAAUUUGCCGGUCGCCGCGACUACGACGCGCGAGUGUUGGACGUGGGGAACGCGGGAGAACGUCGUUCUAAUCGCUCUUGUCGUAGAGGCCGUUGCCGUUCUCUCUUUUCUCCCGACCAGAGACGAGGAGCACCGCAGCCGGUGUGAUCAGGCCACUUGUCACGCCAAUGGAAUGACUCAAUAUGCCGUCUAGAUCGUCAUUGGUGAUACUUAUCGCGCUGUGCGCGACGUGCGGCCGCGCGGAUUUCUUCAGCGAGAGAAAGGAGAUGGUGUAUGAUUUAAUGGAAGCGUCGGUGUCGUCGAUGACCGACGACAACAAUCUCUACAUAGACGACGGCUUGGACGGAUUCCCCGCGUUUGGCUUUCGACCCGGCUCCGAGGUGAAGCAACCCUACAGGCUGUAUCUGCCAGAAAAGUUGCCAGCCGAGUUCACUCUGGUGGCCACGUUCAAGCCGACCUCCUUCAGAACGAGCUACCUCUUCGCUGUCCUCAAUCCCUUCGAAACCGUCGUCCAGUUGGGCAUUAGAAUUUCGGACGGGCCCGGCUCCAACCAGAACGUCUCGCUGGUCUACACGAACUCGGACGAGCAUUCGCAUUCGGAGGAGGUGGCGAAAUUCACAGUACCGAAGCUGACGAAGAAAUGGUCGAAGAUUGUCAUCAAGGUUUCCGCGACCGACGUCACCUUCUACCUCAAUUGCCACGAGAUGGCACGGCAGCGGGUCACCAGGAUCCCCCAGAAAUUAGUAUUCGACACCGCCAGCACGCUCUACAUCGCGCAAGCCGGCCCGCACAUCCAGGAACGAUACGACAUCUGUUGUCUCGGUUUCCACUAUCGCUCUCUCAAAGAGCACUCGAGUGGCUCGAGAGAGCCAGUCGCACACAACGAAAGACGAAAGAUUCGCGUCGGUCGGCCGUUUACGUUUAGUUAGAGAGCAGCAAUUUGUGAUCGAUCUUUUCGCAUUAGUAGUAAUUUACUGGCGAAAAGAAAUUCGCAAAAUUAUAUUAGAAGUCAGAACAUUCUGAACGUAACUGAUUUGUCGUAAUUACGGUUGCAUUUACAUUUGAAUGUUACAUGAGACUGAGGGAAAAAAUAUUUUAAAAAUAGACAAUAUUUAUUCGCUUUCUGUGGGUAUUAAUAACAUAUUUAUUUAUGCUGGUAUAAAAUAUUUUUCGGUAAGAAAACGUACAUAGGAAAAAGAUUUCGUUGAAUUAACUAAAUGUCUGGUAAAAUAUGAGCGAGCCAGAAAUGCCGAUUGAAGUUACCGGAAUUCUGUUGAAGUUGAUUUUUAGUUAAGAGAACGCUGGAGUCAAUGUCGAACUCCAAAAAUGUCGAUUACGUAGAGACAAUUGUUACUAACGCAAUCACGCGUUGUCUUUUCAUAUUUCUUGUAUACAUAGACCUCACGUAAAUGUGUGUUGCUUUGUUUGAUCAUAUUUAGUGGAAAACUUAAUCAUGCAUAUAUAGAAAUCUUUUUGUAAGCUUUUCCGAUGUUUUUAAACUUUUAAAUUGAGGUGUAAAAGUACAGCAAUUCUUUGAAAUUUUUUUGGGUGAAACAAUCUUGCGUUCAGUAUGUACAAGCUACAGAUUUUUUCGUAUUAGUCGUAUAGUUGACAGCAUCUGACAAAUAUUUACACUCGAAAUGUCAGCUUUUUUAUCAUUUUUGUAGCAUAUUAAGUAAUUCUCCAAUUCAUUUCCUCCCACGAAUUUUUAAUGUGUAAUAGUACUAAAUCUGUGCAGCGCCAAUAUAAAGUAAACUUUGCAGGAAAAAGUCAGCACUCAAUCGGUAAAAAUUUUGACACAGCGUUCCUUUAAGCAGAACUUACAAUUGUUCCAUUUGAACAAUCGCAAGUCUGGUCAAUCAGAAAUUUAAAUAUUUAGUUAAUCCGAAUCUUUUUAACUUAAAUAGCAUUCUGGUAAUUUUAGCCGGAAUUCUAGUUUGUUCAUAUCUCACUAGACAUUUAGUUAAUUCAAGCAAAUUUUUCUUCUGCAUAUAUUUUCUUAAAAUCUCAACUUUCCACGAAAGCAAUUGUUUACUCUAUUUAAAUAGAAGAAUUUAGAUUUAAAUAAAUAUAUUAUUAGUAUUCAUUGAAUACAAAUUUAUUUUACCUCUCGAUGUAACAUGGAAUAAAAUAAUGUCGCGCGUGCAUGCGAGAGGCACGAUGGUGAUAUAAAAAUAAUUAAUAUGAUAUUAGUAAUGAUAAAUUGAUAAUAUCAUUAUAAAUAUAAUAUUAAUAAUAAUAAUAUAUGCAAUAGUAAUGGGAUAAAAUUAAAAACGACUGACAUUAAAAUGUAAUUGAGAAAUAAAAGUAUAAACGAUACGAUGAUGAGAAGCAAAAGCGAUAAAAUUGCAUGCAGAAAAUAUUAUAGUAUUGUAUUGUGUGUUAAAAUUUUAUAUAUAUAUAUAUAUAUAUAUUUCUUUUUACAAUG